AUGCAGCGAUCUCCGGAAAUAAAAGACAACACAGCUGCCCCUAAAACCCGCGCAAAUCCAGGCGACAUUUUGAGUCUACUGCUCCUCAUUGGCGGCGACAUCGUACAAAAAGCGAUCGCUCAGAUGCAACCGUCACGGGCUCUUAUCACCAUCCCCAUCACGCCUGUUGCGUUCUCCUUUGGUUGGGUCGCGUUUGGCUUCAGUCAGCUUUUGUCUGCUGUUGGCGACAGACGGCUCUUACCAGCACCAGAGGAUGCAGCCAUCAUCGUCAACUGUGCCAACUCUUUCCAGCGGGAGAAUAAGUCUUGGCUCCUCGACCGCCUUUUGAGAGACCACGAGAUUCGCAAUCAUAUUGACGAGGACAAAGACUCUAUCAAAAUCAGUAUAUUUGAGCUUGGACCUUUGCGAACGCCGAAACCAGAUCAUGUCUGGAUGUUAGGAUGGGCGACAAUGCUAGCCGAGAUUGGUAUUGCCAUACCUCCCUGGGUUCUUUACGGAGAUUGGGGAGUAAUGAUGAUUGUCUUGGCUGGAACCGUGUUGGCAAUGGCAACUUGCUCCUUGGCCCAGUGGAGAGAAGAGAAGUGGGCAGGAAGAUUGCUCGACCACAACAAUGUGAUAUGUCUCACUAGGGGCAAUGGCCACAAGCAUGUCAUGGUGCUGCUUGGUAGAGCGGGCUCUCCCGAUAUCGAAGCUUUUGCGACAGCUAGAGGUGCCGCGCGUCACGAAACACCAGUCGUCACCGCGAUUCUUGCGGCUCUAUGGGUUUGUCUGUUGCUGAGUGUUUCGGGCCUCAAAGACCAUGCUUGGUAUUUGAUUGGGGCUGGCGGCUUAGGUAUGCUACAGAAUGUAUACGCUGCCGGAGCAGCUCGCUCGUCAAGUACCACCGGCCUGGAACUAAAAGACUUCAAACGCAUGCCAAGCAUAACGGCCAAAUCACAGGGUUUCAAAGACGACCCUGACUCGAACGUCUGGUUGGAGAACGGAGCUGACCCCAAGAACAUGCCAAAGUGGGUAGAAUCGAUGAAGAAAGUUGAUGGAGUUCCCGAGUGGUUGGAGCCUGUUCAAGAGCCACAAGUCAUCUUGAGGGUUCAUGGUGCAUUAAAGGAACUCGAAAAAUGGGUACCUGGGGCGGGCCUCGCGAUGACUCAAGUAUUCUUUCCUUCUCACUUGAAAUACGAGGACGAAAGUGUUAGGGAUAAUGUCAAUAAGAAGAUUUGGAGAAGAGCCUGGCACACGAAUCGAGUUAGAAGGCAUGCCGAACAGGCUCGGCGAAAGGUUGAAGGAAUCACAAAACCAAAGACAGUCUGAAUGAAGAUUCUCAGGCAACUUAUGGAAGCAUCAAUGGAUGAAAGCUCUUAGUUUUCUCUCAAUGGCGCUCGGUUUUGUGUGUUCUCUGGUUCGAAAUAUGUGCAUCACUUAUUGCGAAUCUUGGAAGAAGGGUUACUUCAAGCAGA
This is a messenger RNA of Mollisia scopiformis, 1454 nucleotides long. RefSeq lists its product as uncharacterized. NCBI's taxonomy places the organism in Eukaryota, Fungi, Ascomycota, Leotiomycetes, Helotiales, Mollisiaceae. The record is from RefSeq and is a predicted model, not a curated record. The transcript is spliced from 4 exons. Bases 1 to 1308 code for a protein of 435 amino acids.